CUAAUAUAGAAUCUUAUUAAGCUAGAAUCUCCUGAUAAUUCGCAUUUCCAAUAAUAGCCCGAUAUUUUCGCAUUCUCCGUUUCGUUACCAAAAAAAAUUUCAAAGCAUAGCAAAGUCAAGCACACACACCUACCCCCACCUCUCUCCCUAUAUAUAAAUACCUGCAGGAAUCUCUUUAGUGUUACCAAAAAAAAAAAGGUUUAUUAUUCUUUGAGAUUCCUAAGAUAUGUCUUCACUUGCAGAUUUAAUCAAUCUCGAUCUCUCCGAUUCCACUGACCAGAUCAUCGCCGAGUACAUAUGGAUUGGUGGAUCGGGCUUGGAUAUGAGAAGCAAAGCAAGGACUUUGCCUGGACCAGUGACGGAUCCAUCGCAGUUACCGAAAUGGAACUACGACGGUUCAAGCACCGGCCAAGCUCCGGGCGAUGACAGUGAAGUCAUCAUCUACCCUCAAGCUAUCUUCAAAGACCCCUUCAGAAGAGGCAACAACAUCCUUGUGAUGUGUGACGCAUAUACACCGGCAGGAGAGCCGAUUCCGACGAACAAAAGGCAUGCGGCGGCUAAGAUCUUUGAAGACCCUAGUGUUGUCGCCGAAGAAACAUGGUACGGAAUUGAACAAGAGUAUACCUUGUUGCAAAAGGAUAUUAAGUGGCCGGUAGGUUGGCCGGUCGGCGGUUUCCCAGGUCCUCAGGGACCGUACUACUGUGGAGUUGGAGCAGACAAAGCCUUUGGAAGAGACAUCGUUGAUUCUCAUUACAAAGCUUGUCUUUACGCCGGAAUCAAUGUCAGUGGGACUAACGGCGAAGUUAUGCCUGGCCAGUGGGAGUUCCAAGUCGGUCCCACCGUUGGAAUCGCUGCCGCCGAUCAGGUCUGGGUUGCUCGUUACAUUCUUGAGAGGAUCACAGAAUUGGCUGGAGUUGUUCUGUCUCUAGACCCUAAACCAAUUCCGGGAGAUUGGAAUGGUGCAGGGGCACACACAAAUUACAGUACGAAGUCGAUGAGAGAAGAUGGAGGGUACGAGGUGAUAAAGAAAGCAAUAGAGAAGCUUGGAUUGCGUCACAAGGAACACAUUGCUGCUUAUGGUGAAGGCAACGAGCGUCGUCUCACCGGAAAACAUGAAACCGCCGAUAUCAACACUUUCUUAUGGGGUGUGGCAAACCGUGGGGCAUCGAUUAGGGUUGGGCGUGACACUGAGCAGGCUGGAAAAGGAUACUUUGAAGAUCGUAGGCCAGCUUCGAACAUGGAUCCUUACACUGUGACCUCCAUGAUUGCUGAAUCCACAAUCCUUUGGAAACCAUGAAAGAAGAAACCUUGAGCCUCAAGGAAUCUCUAUAAUAUCAGUUCAUGUUCAUUCUUCUAUGGUCUCUUUCUCAUUCUGAAACAGUUCUCAUGUGUUCUUUGUUUAUUAUGUUUGAUUUGAAGUCUUCAAUUUGUUUCUGAGAACGAUAGUUCCUCAACUUUUACUUUCUUCUAUUUCUAAAUCCCUACAUAAUUCAGAUUUUGCUUUUAGAUAGGCCGGGACGUAUGAACUAAUAGUUUUGUCAGACACCAAUACGAGAAUGUACAGUCCAAAUCAAUCAACGGAGUUUAACCGAACUGAGUCCUUU
Messenger RNA from Arabidopsis thaliana (thale cress), 1604 nucleotides. It is a transcript of the gene GLN1;4, whose product is annotated as glutamine synthetase 1;4. Gene Ontology annotation, cellular component: cytoplasm. The coding region runs from base 227 to 1297 and encodes 356 amino acids. Gene Ontology annotation, molecular function: catalytic activity; glutamine synthetase activity. The record is from RefSeq and is marked reviewed. Lineage: Eukaryota; Viridiplantae; Streptophyta; Magnoliopsida; Brassicales; Brassicaceae. The transcript has 12 exons. Gene Ontology annotation, biological process: oxoacid metabolic process; L-glutamine biosynthetic process.